GUGCAGUUUCUACUUUCUGUCUGCAUUUAUAUACCAUCCUCAAUUACAUAUCUUUUUCCAACUCUCUCAAACACAAUAGAAUGGAGAUGGAGGUGAUGAUGCCGUCGCCCCCGGCGGAAUUCAACUUCGAUAGUGCAUGUACAUCACCACACAUAAGCGCCGCUUCGAGCCCUCAACGAUUCGGCACUUUCUUCUACAGCGUCCCCUCCAGCCCCGACCGUGCAGCCGCCUUCUACAACGAAUUCAACCAGUCCUCCCAGUCGGCAGUUCCAUUUAACUGGGAAGAGAAGCCUGGAAUUUCCAAAACAAAAGAAAUAAACAGUACUUAUUGUGCUGGUGAAGGUGAAGGUGAUGCUGAUCAGAGGGAUACAGAUUUUUCUUUUGAUUUUAGUGGGCAACUAGAGAGAAUUUCUUUACCUGCCGAUGAACUUUUCGAUGGAGGCAAGAUCAAGCCAUUAAAGCCUCCCCCUCGCUUACAAUCUAAGCCCCUCGAUUCUCCAAAAUCGCCUCGAUCUCCCAAGAAAAUGAUCAAAGAUGCAUUCUCCCCACGCCAUAGGAAGAAAGAUUUCGAUCCAUUUGCAGCAGCCAUUGAACAGACUCGUAAAGAAAACAUUCAACAAACCUCGCGAGGAAGAGAAAGAAGUAAUUCAAGCUCUAGACACAAACAAACAAGAUCUUUAUCCCCUUUUCGUGUUUCAGAUUUGUUAUUUGAUCCAGAUACCAAUCAACAAGUCGCCAAGGAUUCUUCUAAGUCGUCCUUGUUUUCAUCUUCAUCUUUCUCUUCGUUAUGGUACAAAAAAUGGAAAAUUAAGGACUUAUUACUGUUCAGAAGUGCAUCAGAAAGUCGAGCAACGGAUAAAAAUGAGUUUAACAAAUACGUGUUGCUGAAGAAAAACCAUCUGGAUGACGCAAAGAAUUCAAGUUUCAGGUCUACAGACAGUGCAGGAUCGGUGUCGAGUAGGAGAAGAGGCCCACAAAUUUCAGCUCAUGAAUUGCAUUAUACUGUGAAAAGGGCAGUUUCAGAGGAGAUGAAGAAGAGGACUUUCUUGCCAUACAGGCAAGGAUUAUUAGGCUGCUUAGGCUUCAAUCCCACUACUGUUCAAAAUAUGAAUCUCUCUUAAGGUCUUGGUCCUACUGUUUCUCUAUCUCGCGGGUGAAUUCAGAUUUUCUCAUCUAUAUUUUGUGAAAUUUCUAGAAUAUGUGGAGUUUUCGUCUCCAUCCCUCCAGGUUAUACUACGAGAUUAGUUUGUUUUUGAAACAAUAUAAUUCAGUUUUUUGCAUUAUAAAACAUUAGAUAGAGCUGAGGUUUCCGAGUUCAACGGUACAAGGAUCCUGUUUGAAUCCGACCUGUGCGUGUGCAUCAAACACUGCAUCGACUCACGUACAUGUAUCAAAUACGUGUUAUGCAUAACAUGGUAAUUUAAACAGGACUAGUAUGGUAAACUUACCAACCAUAAAAUGCACAUUAUGUAGGGUCAUAAAUUGAUAGCUUGUGUGCAAUUAAUUACCUUUAUGAAAA
Molecule: messenger RNA, 1519 nt
Organism: Olea europaea var. sylvestris
Lineage: Eukaryota; Viridiplantae; Streptophyta; Magnoliopsida; Lamiales; Oleaceae
Exons: 1
Coding region: 81-1121 (346 amino acids)
Source: RefSeq, a predicted model, not a curated record